CACCGUUGCACGAACGUUAAGAUGGAAGCUGGAAAGGACGCCGCCCCGGCGCCGCCGCGCUCUCCGAAGAAGAGUGAAGUCUACAAGAAACAGCUCCUUCACCGGACUGCAUCCAUGGACCCUGUAUGGCAAGCAGCGACAAUGCAGAUGGCCAAGAUGAAGAGUGCCCGCGUGUUACGUGUGCGUCGGUAUCGUAUCGAACAAGGUAUGACGUGUUUCGCCCUCGUCAGCGUCGCCGCCACGAUCGUCGCAAUGCAGUUUCAAGUUGUGUCUUUCACCCACGUCGUGGAUGUCUCGGCUCUGCGUUCCGAAUCGAUCGUGUUCGUCUUUCGAACGGUUGUGUCCGCGUGCACGUUCAUCUUGAUCGGGCUCAUUCUGUACCGAGCGGAUACGGUGUGCAAACUUCGCAUCAUAACGUAUCGACUGCCGCCGCACACAAAGUUCUACCACGUCUCGGCCGGUCUGCUCCUAAAAAUCUUGGUGGAAGUCGCGAUCGUGUCGUUGCAUGUACCGCCGACGUGGAGCCGCGCAUAUGUCGACACGCGAUUCAUGUCGGGCUCCCUUUUCAACACCACGACGCUGACAAUGUACUGCCCGGAUGCGUCCCAUCAGUUGAAGGGUGCAUUUUGCUACGACGACUUGCCGUGGCACAGCAGUCAGCUCGACGUCGUGGUGUUCCUUCGCCUGUACAUGUUGUUUCGAUGGCUGCGCCACCGCCUCGGGUUUGAAUCCGUCGACAUUGAAUGGCUCGGGACGGAAUGGCACGUGCAGACACAGUCCCUGGCGUUCACGGCCAAGUACAUGUUUCACCAGCACCCUGUGCGGUUUGCCGUUGCCGCGUUUGCCACGACGUGGGUAUUUGCGAGUGUCGUCGUUGAGUUCUUUGAGCACGCGAUCAAUGCCGACAUCGAUUCAAACGUCGAGGCGUUCUGGCUGCUCGUGUUGACCAUGUCGACGGCAGGCCUUGGCAGUACCCCGCCCAAAUCGUUUCAAGGCCAGGUGGCCAUCGCGCUGGGUGGCAUCGUGGGUGGCGCUGUCAUCAACGCCCUCAUCACGACUGUCUUGAUCGAGUCGCUGCGAGUCACGGAUGCCGAAGAGUCCGUCCUCGAUACCCUCCUCACGCGCAAUGUACAGACGGACCACCAAGUUGCCGCCAUCCACGUCCUCGAGGUAGAUGGCCUCCUUGGCCAUGCAACAGUGCAAUUUUCACGGGAAUCCUCUCAUCGAUGGUGCUUGUGGUGCAAUGGCUAGCGAUUUGGGCAAUACGUGGUGCUCAUAUCUCGAAAGAAUGCAACUCGUGCAGCCCUCCGUCGGGCCAAGACCCGCCUCUUUUGGUCGACUGUGUCGUUCCAAGCCAGUCGGCAUGCCCUUUGUCACUUGUAUAAGUCGACGAUGUAUGUGCUCGAUCGCAAGACUGCUGCGGUCAAGUUUCGCACGACCAAACUGUUGUCAGAGCCCCCCGCGGCGCACGCUGUCGCUACCAUGGACGCCCUCGAGCGCAAGAUGCAUGCCGUGCACAGCACCCUCGUCGUGCACUCAACCCGACAGCCCAAGGGUGCCUAAACUCGUCGCUCUCCUCGUUGCAUGUCUGCCUAUCCUGCAAAAUUACAUCUCUCGUCGCAUGUCCCAACACGAACCAACACGGCAAUGCGCGGCGUUUGUAU
This is a messenger RNA of Aphanomyces invadans, 1664 nucleotides long. RefSeq lists its product as hypothetical. Gene Ontology annotation, cellular component: plasma membrane. NCBI's taxonomy places the organism in Eukaryota, Oomycota, Saprolegniomycetes, Saprolegniales, Verrucalvaceae. Gene Ontology annotation, biological process: potassium ion transport. The coding region runs from base 22 to 1251 and encodes 409 amino acids. The transcript has 11 exons. The record is from RefSeq and is a predicted model, not a curated record. Gene Ontology annotation, molecular function: calmodulin binding; small conductance calcium-activated potassium channel activity.